CCUGUGCGCGGCGAGCCGUGUGGCGGCGCGCGGGCUCUCGGGUUUCUCCGCGCGGCCGGGCCGAGCCGAGCCCGGUCCAGCUCAGUCACGGGCCCCUCCGCCGCCGGGCCCGGCCCGCUGCCGCCGCCCGCCCUCUCCCUGCCCCUGGCCCGGUGUGUGGGAGGCGCCGGGCCCGCUCGGACGAACGCCGACGCGCUCAAUGCCCAGGGUGUUCUGUUGGAAUAUACGGCGCACAUUUAUGGCGAUUCUGAGUGUGAGGGCAGACUUCUGCCAGGCCCAGCACAGCACCCUGGCUGACAAGUGAGCUGGGUGCAGGGGGUUUUACGUGCCAUAAUUACUUUGCCUUGAAGACUCCAGACACAGUGAACACUCUCAAAUAUAUGGGAUAUCUUUUGCAUAUUGGAAGCAUAUUCCUUUUACUGACUCUAGCAAAACUAAGCGUCAAGAAAACGAAGUGGAGAGAAAAUCUGCCCUUAUUUUUUUGCCUCACCAGUGCCUAAAUGUAGAACAGGCUGCCUAGUCUUGCAUGUAGUCAGAAUUUUUGGAGUCUGAAGGAUACCAUCUGCAGUAAUUGAGGCCUAAGUUGAAGGCAAGUGGAUUCUAAAGCAAACCUGCUUUUCUAGAAGUGAAGUCUUUAAGGAACAAACACGGCAAAGCAAGCUCUGAUCAAUCCCAGGCAUUUUAGUGGUCUUUUUAAUGUUUUCUGCUGUGAAGCAUUUCAAAAGUUAUUGAAUUUUUUUUUGCCCCUUACACAUUUUGUUUGCCAUUAUGAACCGUCCAGCCCCAGUGGAAAUUACCUAUGAGAAUAUGCGUUUCCUGAUCACUCACAACCCAACCAAUGCAACCCUCAACAAGUUCACAGAGGAGCUGAAGAAGUACGGAGUGACAACCUUGGUGCGAGUUUGUGAUGCCACUUACGAUCAAGCUCCUAUUGAAAAAGAAGGAAUCCAGGUUCUAGACUGGCCAUUUGAUGAUGGAGCACCACCCCCGAAUCAGAUAGUUGAUGACUGGCUAAACCUGUUGAAAAGCAAAUUUCGUGAAGAGCCUGGAUGCUGUAUUGCUGUUCACUGUGUUGCAGGGUUGGGAAGGGCUCCUGUCCUGGUUGCACUUGCUCUUAUUGAAUGUGGAAUGAAGUACGAAGAUGCAGUUCAGUUUAUAAGGCAGAAAAGGAGGGGAGCUUUCAAUUCCAAACAGCUGCUUUACCUUGAGAAAUACCGACCUAAGAUGCGAUUACGCUUCAAAGAUGCCAACGGUCACUGCUGUGUUCAAUAGAAAGAAAUACUAUACGAAGGCAGAAGUUUAUCAUGGCUGUUUUCUGGACUCUUGGCACCUGGAAAUGUGAAUCUGGAAUCAAACUACGUCAUCAAUAUAGUGGUGGAGUCAGUCCUCCUCAACCUCUGUCCUAAUGGUGGUGAUGAUUUAAGAAAUAAAAAAUAAAAAAAAAUAAAAUUAAGAGAAACAUUUCAGUGAAGGAUUAUUUUCUCCUCAGGCUGCAGUUUGAACAUCUGCAAGGAGAAAAUCAGUUUCAGAACCUUCUGUAUUUUUAACUUUUUAAAAAAAGAAAUAAAGUAAAUUUUAUGUUUAAGGAAAACCAGCAGAGCAUUGGCUUGUGCAGAAGCUAUUUUCUUGAUUUGAGGAAAGUAUCCCACAGUUAGGUCCUAAUAUGUUAAUUCCCAUGGGACUCUUUUAAAUUGAGUUAAUUGGGGUUUUUUUGUUUUGGAUUUUUUUUUCUUUGCUGAGAGCUGGCAGACAGAAAUGAGGAGGAGCUUUUGUUGCUGUAUGUGAGCAGUCUGACAGCCUUAAGCCCAACCUGGGCAUUCUGCUAGAGAUUCAAUGAUGUUUGUGUUGUAUGUCCACAUGGUGUUAGGCUCUUCAGAUAUGAGGAACUUUCUGGUGGGCUUUAACAGAAGACUCAAUAUCUUUAUUGAACUUGCUAAAGGCCUUUUUUGAUUGGUGGGAGAUAGUGUUUUAAACUGUGUGUGUGUGUGUGUGUGUGUGUGUGUGUGUAUGAAUGCAUGCAUGUGUGUGCUUUUGUGUGCGUGUAAGUCGUAUUUCUCCAAAGAAUUUGGCUGAAAGGUAAAUUAUCUUUCUUUUGUUAGAUAGAAAAUCUAUCCAGCAGAAGACAAAUGUUCAAACUGUCAUAGGUGACCAAGGGGGAGUUCAGGCAAAGACUUAAUAACUUAUCUGUCAUGAGGAAAGCAAAAAAACCUUUUUGCUGCUGCCCAGAUUCUCUGCCUUACUGAACACAGUAAAUCAGGACUUGGAGGGAGGGUCUCAUUUGUACUGUGUAUGAGGUUAAGCUAGUAUGCAUAGAAAUGUGGUCCAUGAAUAUAUAUGCCUGAUAUGGGUAUUUUCCCAGACUAGCCUUCAUGUACAGUUCAGUUUAACCACUGAUUGCCUUGUUAUUUUUUAUUAGACUCUUCUGGAGGGAGAAUCUCUGGUUGCACACCAACAUGCCUAACAUGCAUUGACAGACCAUAACUUAAGGAGUGGGAAACACGUGCUGGUUUCGGAGCGUGGCGGCUGAAUGUAUGAUUUUGGGGCCAGCACUGCAUUCUGUUUGUAGGGCCACUGAUUUGCUCACUGGAUUAAUCAAGACAAGUCAUUUUACAGCCUUUAAGAAGCAGUUUCAACCAGGCUGCUUUACCAAACACAGGUUAACUUAGUGCCCUGCCCUGUUAGUGACCUCAUGUGCUUUCACUUUGACAUUAUGUCUGUAAUACGCAGCCACUGAAGGCACUGGAUACAGGUUUAAGGUCAUACUGUCCUGUGAUCUUUUACUAUGGAGCACCAAAGGCUUUUGUCUGUGCCUGUAGUGGGUGUAGACUGGUACCCAUCUCCUACUGAUACCUCAGAUGCUGGCGAUGUGAACUGCCUGCACAGGAGUUCUUCCUGUUCUAGAGUUGUUUUUAAUUUGUAACAUAACUGCACAAACACUUUCAGAAAACAGGUGAUGGACAUUUUUAAUUUUAUUCCUAGAAGGGAUUUAUAAAUUUAAGCAAAUAUAAUGGUACUUGUCAAGCCCCUUGCUUUACAGAUAUGCCAACAGGCCUGUGUGUAGGUUCAUGGCUAGAAAAGACUGCACUCUGCAAAACUCUUGUCUUGUACCCUGACUCAAGUUUUAUUGUUGUAAUAAGUUCCUUCCUCCCUUUAAGAUGUGUAAUGUUCCUGAUUUCUUUAAUAGAUAAAGGAAACGCAAAAGUGUUUGUGAUGUUAAUGCCUACAUUAGGGAAAUAACGUGGUAAUGUUUGAUUCCAUGUGGAAGGUAGAUAAUGCUGAAAGUAUCUAAUUCUGGCCUUUACCUUCCCCUCACAAACUAGAAACUAAUGUUCUAACUGUUUCUGCAAAUUAAAAUCGUUGAUGUUUUUAAUAAAAUGAAAUACUGGUAGUUAAAGCGGACUUGACAAAUGACAGAUGGUGAACUGGAGGGGAAGGUGUUGAGCUGGAUUUAAAACCAAAACCCAAGCCCUUUUGAAGAACAAUAAAAAAUAUUUUACAUGCUA
This is a messenger RNA of Rhea pennata, 3503 nucleotides long. It is a transcript of the gene PTP4A2, whose product is annotated as protein tyrosine phosphatase 4A2. Bases 769 to 1272 code for a protein of 167 amino acids. NCBI's taxonomy places the organism in Eukaryota, Metazoa, Chordata, Aves, Rheiformes, Rheidae. Gene Ontology annotation, molecular function: protein tyrosine phosphatase activity. Gene Ontology annotation, cellular component: nucleus; cytoplasm. The transcript has 6 exons. Gene Ontology annotation, biological process: protein dephosphorylation. The record is from RefSeq and is a predicted model, not a curated record.